This is a messenger RNA of Anopheles stephensi (Asian malaria mosquito), 2220 nucleotides long. Its product is annotated as phospholipid phosphatase 5. Gene Ontology annotation, biological process: phospholipid metabolic process. The transcript has 3 exons. NCBI's taxonomy places the organism in Eukaryota, Metazoa, Arthropoda, Insecta, Diptera, Culicidae. The record is from RefSeq and is a predicted model, not a curated record. Bases 157 to 1170 code for a protein of 337 amino acids. Gene Ontology annotation, molecular function: phosphatidate phosphatase activity.
UGUGUGGUUCGACCCCCACGGAAAUCGUACGACAUUGGCAAAACGCACCGCGCUUCCCGUCGGUUCCUGUGGUAGUGAAGAGUCCUGUGUGUGAAAAGGCUGCGAUUUUCCAGCCCAAUCUUCCGCAAUCCGCCAUACCGUAGGAAAUCGAAAAGCAUGACGGCGCCUACAUACGCUUGCGGUGGUGGACCGGGUUUGACCGCUUCUGGACAGAAAAAGCUUCCACGUGCACCGGAAUUCAAUCUGCCGCUGGAGACGAUUGUCCGGAUUGCACUGACGUGUAUUUACAUUGCACUGGAAUUUAAAGCUCCCUUCGUGCGGAAGAUUCAACAGGAGGAACUGUGGCUGUAUCGGAACCCGCGCACCGACAGCUACGUACCACUGACCAUGCUGUGGCCGAUCGUGCUCGGCGUCCCGGGGUUGGUUUUCACGCUGCACUAUCUGAGGUCGCGCGAUCGGCAGGAACUGCGCUGUGCCGUGCUGGCGUUCACGCUCGGCCUCGGUCUGAACGGUGUGGUGACGAACACGGUCAAAAUUGCGGUCGGCCGACCGAGGCCCGAUUUCUUCUGGCGCUGCUUCCCGGACGGUGUGGUCAACGAGCAGCUGCACUGCACCGGCACGGACGUGCGAGCGUUAAUGGACGGGCGCAAGUCUUUCCCAUCCGGACAUUCGUCCUUUGCCUUCGUUGGGCUCGGCUUCCUAAGCUGGUACCUGAUCGGUAAGCUGCACCUGCUGAACGAACGUGGCCGUGGCCGUUCCGUGCGCGUGAUUGCGGCCGGUUUGCCACUGUUUGCCGCAACGAUGAUUGCGAUUAGCCGCACGUGCGACUAUCACCAUCACUGGCAGGAUGUGACGGUUGGUUCGCUGAUCGGGAUCGCACUAUCCUAUCUCUGCUAUCGUCAGUACUAUCCCGCCUUCUCCGACCGCAACUGCCAUCUGCCGUACCACCAUCAGCGGCAGGAAUGCGCCCCGGCAAUGUCCUCGAUGCUGCACAGCCCGAACCGGGCGAAACGUUCGCCGCAGCGUACCGGCACGCCCCCUAGCUCACCGCUGGCCACAAACUAUGUGGUUCCGGACGGUGGUCUGGAACGGGAAGAUUCCGACGAUACCGAGACACGGCGGCUGCUUGGUUCGCCCACCGAGCAGCAGAAGGAGGCCAAGUGGAUUUAAGUUGCAGCCACCCACUACCAUCGGGCGAAUUUAUUGGAACAAAACCUGCAUCGCCAUUGUUACCCUACUCGUCGUCCGCCACGGUGCAACGCAUCGUCACCAAACCCUCCCCCAGCCCGCACUCGAUCACGUCCCCGUGGCGUACCGGUCCCGCACCGGCCGGUGUACCGGUCAGCAGCAAAUCGUUCUCCUCCAGCGUCAUGUAGCGCGACACGUACGCGAUCAGCUCCGCAAUCGGGAAGAUGAGAUUGCGCGUACUGUCGUCCUGCUUCCGCACACCGUUCACAUCGCACCAGACGCGCACAUCGUCCGGGUGGGGAAGUUCGGCACGGCUCACCACCCGGCUGACCGGUGUGGACGUGUCGAAGCCCUUGCCGAGACACCAGGGCAAACCUUUGGGCCGAGCGUCCAGUAUAAAGUCCAUACCGGUCAUAUCGAGCGCUAGGCAGUAGCCGCCGAUGUAGGCCGCUGCCUGGUCGGCGGUUACAUUCGCACACCGCCGCCCGAUGAUGACGCCCAGCUCGGCCUCAAAGUUGAUCACGCCACCGAAGACGCGCGGUAUGCGAAUGGCCGGCGGAGCACUGGCAUCGGCGGCAUCCAACAGGGACGAGAUGGGCUUGAAGAAGAUGACGGGCGCGUCCGGUUUGGCGGCGUUCGUGAGGCGCAAAAUUUCUCUGUACGAUAGGACAUUUGUUUUAGCAAGCGUUAGAAGCAGUAGAACGGAAGGAACCGAGCGUAGUAAGUUAUUUUAAACGGAUUGACAAAGUUAACCACGCAUUUCAAACCCACACACACACACACACACACAAGAUGGCGAGUGAUUUAGUACCUUGUUAAGUAGUUAAUUCCUUCCGUCCGUUUUAAGUUAAAUGAAGAGGGUCGUUCUCCAGUUUUAACCAUCCGGUUAAUUCCAGCAAAUGUGUGGACGGUGAUUUUUAUUCCGAAUUUAUUCCGAUCUUACGUUAAGAAAACACUAACAAACCAGGGCGACCCCAGUUUUCUGUUGGCGAUACGAUCAAUGAAGCUGUGUAACGAUGGAACUUACUUGUA